Molecule: messenger RNA, 1790 nt
Organism: Microcebus murinus (gray mouse lemur)
Lineage: Eukaryota; Metazoa; Chordata; Mammalia; Primates; Cheirogaleidae
Gene: IER3
Product: immediate early response 3
Biological process (GO): negative regulation of apoptotic process; DNA damage response
Cellular component (GO): nucleus
Source: RefSeq, a predicted model, not a curated record
UGCAGUCUUUGCUCCUUUGCUGUGUUGCAUGUGUGUGCAUGUGUGUGGGUAUGUUGUGUUAUAUGCAGAUGUGUGUGUUUUCACCUGAGCUAAGGCAGGCACAGUUGUGUCUGUGUGUGCUAGUGUGCUCAUUUCUCUUAGUCUUCUUGACUAUUUCUGUAAUGACUUCUUUCUUGGGAUGUUUUCUAUGCAUACCUACAAGUGCAUGAAUGUGUUUGGUUCCUCGACCUUGCUGGGUCAGCAUUGUAGCAGGGUGGCCAGAUAUCCUUAAGUAAGCCCUCCACCCUCCCCAGCGAUGGGGCCUGUUGGGGAGCCUGUGGCUGAACCAUCCGCUAAACCAAACUGUCGUGGGCCCUCUCCAGCCGCCACAUGGCUCAACAUGUGUCUGUGGGCCCGGAUCUCACCCACCCCCACUCCCGACUCACUCACAGCGUGCAGUUGAGCGUAGAGUUGCGCAGGCCAAGGCUCCGCCCCUCCCUUUGUUUAAACGUCGGAAUUUCCAGCGGGCUCCUGCCAAAUGCCACCCCCAGCUGUGGGCGGCGGCGUUGGGAGAGCCCGCCCAAGUCUCUGGCACCCUUAACUAGCUCUGCCGGUGCCGGGCCGCUCUCCGCCAGACGCUCUGCUCGUCGCGCCAUGUGUCGCUCUCGCAGCUCCCUGCCCACCAUGACCGUCCUGCGGGCCCCGACCCCGGUCCCCUCCACCAGCCCGGGACCCCGGCGGGGCUCCGGUCCUGAGAUCUUCACCUUCGACCCUCUCCCGGAACCCGCAGCGGCCCCCGCCGCGCGCCCCAGCGCCUCUCGCGGGCACCGGAAACGCAGCCGUAGGGUCCUCUACCCUCGAGUGGUUCGGCGACAGGUGCCAGUCGAGGAACCGAACCCUGCCAGAAGGCUCCUCUUCCUGCUGCUCGCCAUCAUCUUCUGCCAGAUCCUGACGGCUGAAGAAGGUGUGCCGGCGUCCCUGGCCCCGGAGGACGCCCCCAGCGCCGCGUCUCCGACGCCCGCAUCUGCGCCCCCGGUCCUUGAGCCCCUUAACCUGACCUCAGAGCCUUCGGACUACGCCCUGGACCUCAGCACUUUUCUCCAUCAACACCCGGCCGCCUUCUAACCCUGACUCCGCACAACCCCAGAAGAAUCCGAAAAACCAAAGAAUCACCAGGCGUACCUGGUGCGCGACAGCGUAUCCCAAACUGGGACUUCAGAGGCAACUCAAACUCAGGACACUACAGUGGAGACGCCAGCCGGUGCCUGGAGCGAGACCGCGGCUCGCCGUGACGGGCGCAGACCCGGCGCAGCGAAGGCCGAGUGGGAAGGAGGGCGUCGUUAAUUUAUUUCUCAUUGCUCCUAAUUAAUAUUUAUAUGUAUUUAUGUCUGUCCUCCUGGGUGAUGGAGGAUGUACGUAAUAUUUAUUUUAACUUAUGCAAGGGUGCGAGAUGUUCCCCCUGCUGUAACUGCAAAUCUCUCGGUAUUGACUGAGCUCUCGCGGAUUGGUGGAGGCGGAGCGCCUGCAAUUGAGGCUGCGCGGGAGGGGAACGGGGGGUAGGGGAGGACGCCUGGGCUGGGAGUCCAGGCUGGUGGCGGGUCGUAGUUUAGGGGCCUCCAGCAGCUCAGCUCCGUGGGUCUACCGUGUGAGGCUUCUGCGACACGUGGGAGUACGGCCUUGGCCUUCGACCUCCUCAAAGUCGCCCCUAAGGGACGGCUGCCGGGUUGGGGGUUGGUGGGCUGUCACGGGGCGGCUGCGUGGGUCCCCCAGUAUGUUCUGUGAACACAAAUAAACUCGAUUUACUGUCAGCA